This is a messenger RNA of Aspergillus brunneoviolaceus CBS 621.78, 1116 nucleotides long. RefSeq names its product FMN-dependent alpha-hydroxy acid dehydrogenase family protein. The record is from RefSeq and is a predicted model, not a curated record. Gene Ontology annotation, molecular function: oxidoreductase activity. NCBI's taxonomy places the organism in Eukaryota, Fungi, Ascomycota, Eurotiomycetes, Eurotiales, Aspergillaceae. The coding region runs from base 1 to 1116 and encodes 371 amino acids. The transcript is spliced from 7 exons.
AUGUUCUUCCGAAUAGUGUCUGUAAAAGAAGUAGAAACCCAUAGUCUGGAGACAGAUAUCUGGAUUAUAGUUAAUAGAAAAGUCUACGACGUGACUAAAUUUGCCCCGAUACAUCCGGGGGGAGCCCAGAUCAUCUACCAACAUGCCGGUAAAGAUGCGUCAGUAAAGUAUAAUAAUAUCUAUUCCUCCUCGCUGAUCGCUACCGAACUCUACGGUUCCUGCAUCAGCGAGUUGGACACCUCUACCGUUCCCCCGAGCUGGCUAACCUCGGCUCCUCGCAAGCCCCCUCUCAGCGACGCUCUCAGUCUCAAGGACUUCGAAAAGGCGUUCAACAGCAGUGCGGCCAACGACAAUCUCACGCGAGAUGCCAACCAGACGAUGCUGCAGCGGAUCUGGCUGCGACCAGCGAUCAUACGCGAUAUCUCUACAGUGCCCGUAUACAUCGCGCCGGUGGGUGCGGCCAAGAAUAUCUGUAGAGAGGAUAAACUACUAUUGGCACGGGCAGUAUAUAAGGCCGGAAAUAUGCAAUACAUCGCUACCACCGCCUUCCAUUCCCUCGCCGAGAUUCUUAAUACGACCCCGGAGCAGGCAUGGCUGCAGAUACGGCAGGCCACAGCAUCCGGAAAAAUCAAGAGGUUUCUGAUUACCGCCGAUCUUCCCGUUAUGUCCAAGCAAGAGGCCGAUGAGCGGCUUAAGCCCGAGAAAGGCAGAGGCCUGGUAUCGAAUAGCUCGUUUAUUAAUCCUACUCUUAACUGGCAGGAUAUUCUCUGGCUUCGAAGAAUUACCGGACUGCUGCUGCUGAUAAAAGGAAUUCAGCAGGCAGAAGAUACACAUCUUACCCUGUAUUAUAGUCUCGACGGCAUUGUAGUUAGUAACCAUGGUGGUCACACCGCCGACACAACGCCCCUAUCCAUCUUGACCCUUCUUGAGAUCCGCCGUAACUGCCCGGAGGCAUUCGAAAGAAUAGUUGUUCUGGUAGACGAAGGGUUCCGACGAGGGUCUGAUAUUAUUAAAGCCGUUUAUUUGGAAGCCUCGGCUGUCGGUCUGGAUCGACUGUUUAUCUACGCCUUGACCUACGGGAAGCCGGGAGUGCUUCAUGCUAUCGAAAAUAGAUAA